Bathycoccus prasinos is the source of this 1740-nucleotide messenger RNA. Its product is annotated as methyltransferase. NCBI's taxonomy places the organism in Eukaryota, Viridiplantae, Chlorophyta, Mamiellophyceae, Mamiellales, Bathycoccaceae. The transcript has a single exon. The record is from RefSeq and is a predicted model, not a curated record. Bases 1 to 1740 code for a protein of 579 amino acids.
AUGAGGAUGAUUUCGAGCCGUCGUUGUUUCUGUUAUUCUCCAAACUCGUCGUCGUCGUCGUUACCACAAAAGAAUACGAAGUUUGUGGUGAGGAGGAGGACGACGACGACGAGAGCAGAAAAAGAAAAAGCAGAAAAAGCAUUCACAAAAGGCGAAGAAGAAGAAGAAGAAGAAGAAGCGAACGACAACAACAUUAUUAGUAACGGUCCUCCUCCUCCUCCUCAUCAUCGAUUGAGAAUACACGAAGGCAGACACGCGUUCGAGACGAAAACGGCGAAAGAAAUGCAACGACUGUUUCUCCACUCGUUAAGAAGAGGAGGAGUGAAAGAAAAUAACGAGGAGGAAAGAACGAUGACGUCUCGCGAUGAUGUCGUCGUCAAACUCUCGGGAACCGGGAAGGCGCCGAAACAGAAGAAACCGGAAUUUAAGAAGAGCGAGUUUAGACCGGUUUUGAUCAAGAACGAGUUGAAAGUGCAACUGAUCCGGUUUACGGAGACGCAGAGUUUUACCAAGAAUUUCGCGGUGCACGAUGAAGAAGUGGAGGGGAUACUCGAGGACGUGGUCGCGAACGGCGGGUACGGGAAUUGGCGGGUGGAUAUGCGAGACGAGACGGCGUACGAUAUUCGAGUGACGAAGAGCGGAGACGCGUUCGUGUCUAGGAGUAAAAAGAGUAGGAGUAGUGUAGAAGAAGAGAGUAGUAGGAGUAACCACGACGACGAGGAUGAAUCGAAGAAGACGAACGGCGCGGACUCGACGAAGAGAUUAAUCAACACGUCGAGGAAGAACGCGUCGUUUUUAGCGAACGACCGGGAGAAGAAACGGUUGAUGCGAGCCGAUGACCCGUUUUUAGUGCAAGUGGGCGUCUCUACGAAAGAUGGGAAGAUUAAAGCGGCAAAGAGGGAUAAGUAUAAGCAAGUGGAGGAGUUUUUACAUCACUUGGAAGCUUCCCUUCCUGUUGCAUCGGACGAAGAAUAUACAUCUGCAAAGAAACCACUUAACAUCGUCGAUUUGGGAUGCGGGAACGCGUACUUGACGUUUGCGACGUAUUCGUUUCUGAAGAAUACAAAGAGUAUGGACACGAACGUCGUCGGUGUAGACGUGAAGAGGCAAAGCAAAGAGCACAACGAAGCGGUGGCGAAAGAGUUAGGUUGGGAGCGGGACGUUUCUUUCGUCCAAGGGACGAUUGAACAGGCGGAGAUACCUGGUUCUGAAAACGUAGACGUGUGUAUCGCUUUACACGCGUGCGAUACGGCGACGGAUCAAUCUUUGGUUCGAGCGGUGCGAUGGAAGACGAAGUUGAUAUUAGCGUCUCCGUGCUGUCAUCAUGAUUUACACGUUCGCAUAAAAAAGAGCGUAACGUCGUCGUCGUCGUCGUCGUCGUCGUCGUCGUCGUCGUCGUCGUCGUCGUCGUCGUCGUCGUCGUCGUCGUCUGUCUUGUUAGCUCCAAUGACGUCUAUUGCAAGACAUGGCAUAUUGUACGAAAGAACUAUAGAUAACGUGACAGAUGCAUGGCGCGCUUUGGUGCUGCGUAUACUCGGGUAUAAAGUCGACGUCGUUGAGUUCAUUGGCGGUGAACACACCGCUCGAAAUACGCUCAUCCGCGCGCGAUAUACCGGUGCAAAAGCGACGAAGGAAUUGUGGGAUGAACACGACGCAAUGGUAUCAUCGUUCGGGUGCGAAUCGUACUUGACAGAAGCUUUGAAAAAGGAAUUGGAGAGUCGAAGGAUAUCCGUUACUUGA